Messenger RNA from Notechis scutatus (mainland tiger snake), 262 nucleotides. The record is from RefSeq and is a predicted model, not a curated record. NCBI's taxonomy places the organism in Eukaryota, Metazoa, Chordata, Lepidosauria, Squamata, Elapidae.
AUGGUGUCUCCGGCCAUCGCCCUGGCCUUCCUGCCCUUUGUGGCCACCCUGCUCAUCCGAUACCGCCAUUACUUCCUGCUCUUCUACCGAGCGGUGCUCCUCCGGAAGGUGCGGGACUACCUGACUGGCCUCUCGCGGGAGGAGCGGGCCUUCCGUUACGUCCUGACCCACGCCAUCCCCGGAGACCCCCUGCACAUCCUGGAGACCUUCAACCAGUGGAGCUACCACUGCGAGUACCUCAGCACCCUGGGACCCCAGAAAG